Molecule: messenger RNA, 2556 nt
Organism: Chilo suppressalis (striped riceborer)
Lineage: Eukaryota; Metazoa; Arthropoda; Insecta; Lepidoptera; Crambidae
Source: the annotation of a GenBank genome assembly
UGUGACUGUACUAAUUGAUGGUGAAUAUAAUAACACAUGAAACGCUCUUUACUAAUUUUUGAGAUCAUUAAAAACAUAUUUAGACAAAGUCAAGUCGAGGGACUUUAUUUAUAAAGAUGUUUAUAUUUUAGCUUAGUCAUUAAUUAAUUUAAAAGUUAACACAGAUAGACACAAAUAGAAUAUAACUGGAACAUUGCACUUUGUUGUUUGUUUAAGAUAGACUCAUUAUCGGUAAUAUUAUGCAGAAAUUGUCAGUCUUUAUAUGCAGCUGGUGAUUCUUGCAUAUCAUUUAUAAGCUCUUUUCUUGAUAUCUCAUAAUAAAGUUUAAAAACUUCCAGUUACACUUACUUAUCUAAAAAGCUUAUGUAACGGUGCAACGUCAUAGCUACCGACUUUUUAAAAUUUAUUUAUAUAGAAUCAAGUUUUCAGUAAUUGAGUAUUUUACAGAAUGUCACAUGCAGUGUUAAGAGGUAGCCCGAAUCCAAGUCAGCUCUAUUUGGAUGAGAUACUAGAUCAAGUUAGGAAAAAUGCGAGUGAUAAUUCUGUCAAGAAAGAACGACACAAAGUUGGUGUUGGUGAAAUCAUUUAUUAUUCUAUGAAACAGCACCCAGAUAAUGUCUAUAUGAUAAACGGCGCUACUGAUGUAAGAAUAACCAACCAGCAAUUACUUGAUAAAGCUGUCCCUUUGGCACGCACUUUUACCAAUAUGCUUAAGAAAGAGGCUAUCGUCAUGUUCGUGAUGCGAAAUCACCAAAAUAUGGCAGCAAUAUAUUACGCUUCAUUAUUUUCUAAUGUCAUUCUAUUUCCAAUCGAACCCAAUUCUACUUUACAUGAACUCUGUCACUUCAUAGCUCUUGUUUCACCGUAUAUUAUAUUUUGUGAUCAAGAUCAAUACAAGGAUGUCAGAAAGGCAGUAAAUGAAACAAAGAAAUCCAAUAUUAAUGUAGUAAUAUCCGAUGACAAAAACUUGGAAUUAUUUUGUAAAGGUCAGAGUGCUGAUUUAGAAAGUUAUCAGGUAACAGAAGCAUUACCAGAAUCGCAAGCUCUCCUUAUACCUACCAGUGGAUCAUCAGGUCUUCCAAAAGCUACAAUUUUAACACAUGGCGGUCUUGUAGCACAAUUGCCCACGUUAUGGACCCAUUCUAAAAAGUUUCCCCAACCAACGAAGUCAUCGCUUCUGUUAUCCACAGCUCAAUGGUUAACACAUACCAGUCUAAUAUGUUCCUGCCCUGUAUAUGGAGUAAGUCUGCUGAUGACAUCUCGAAAGGCCAAUGUGAAUCACGUUCUUGACAUUUUAGAAAAGUACCGACCAUCAUGGACGCUAUUAGGACCCAUUUUUGCGAAAAAAUUAGCUGAUAUAGCGACCCCUAGUCAGCUGAGUUCCCUUGAGACAGUAGUUACUACUGGAGCUCCACUUACUGAAAACAUUGUUUUGACGCUGAAGGAAAAGCUCCCUCAAAAAGCUUUAUUUAACAAUGGAAUGGGAACGACAGAGACUCACGGUUUUAUAACGAUGCCAUCGCCUGAUAUGCACUGGUCUUCGAAUGGUCAUAUUUCCAAUACAGUUUUAUAUAAGAUUGUUACGGAAGAUGGCCAAGAGGUCGACGACAGUGAAAAAGGAGAGCUUUAUAUUAAAAGUGAUUUAUGUGUUUUUAAGGGAUAUUACAAAAAUGAUGAAGCCUAUAGAGAAUUGAUGACUGAUGACGGCUGGUUUAGAACCGGCGAUAUUUUUUAUAGGGAUUACAAACAUGAAGUGUAUUUCGUUGAAAGGAAAAAGUUUUGGUUCAAAUACAUGAACUAUCAAAUAGCACCUGAAGAAGUAGAGGGUGUGAUAAGCUCAGUAACCGGGGUCCUAGAAAGUGUGGUAGCUGACAGCGUCAAAGGUCCUGCUGCUGCUGUGGUUUUGAGGACUAACCUCGGGUGCGCUGAGGAACAUAUAAGGAAACUUAUACAUCAUACAGUUAAUUGUAAGUUUCAAAGAACAAUCUAUCACUCUGAUGGUUUUGUUUGUAAGUUUUCAUUUAUAUCUAAGUAAGAUGACCAGUUCUAUAAUAAAUUGGAAGAUAUCCUCAGAAGUUCAGACCAAGUGCAAAUGCAUAAUGGUUCACAAAACAUUACGUACUUCAUGAAGAGAUAAACAGGUGCAUGCCGAGCAACUCUGAGCAUCUCUCAAAAUUUCCUAAUCCUCCAAUUGAGCAAGCUGGCCGAGUCUCAAGACUGAGGAUGAAGAAGUUCCCCUUUAAAGGAAGUAGUGGUGCUGGCCGGCUCUCGUCUCAUACUUAGUUGCACUCAACAAAUUUGCAUAGCUGCUUAAAAGGUCAAAAGACUAAUCGUAAAUAUUCAUUAUAAUAAAAUGCAUCACUCCAUGUCAUUAUGGCGUGAGAGUAUCUAUUUAUGUAUCAAAAUUUUAACACCGGGAAACUAUUUUGUGCUUAUUUAUACCCUUACAGAGGGCCAAGUUUAGGGAAAUGUUUUGUUUUACAGACUGACAGUAUGCGAAGAAAAUAGUUAUUAAGUAGCAAACACGAACAAUUCACAAAUAACGCCAACACUUUU